Messenger RNA from Symbiodinium pilosum, 363 nucleotides. The record is from the annotation of a GenBank genome assembly. Lineage: Eukaryota; Dinophyceae; Suessiales; Symbiodiniaceae.
GCUUGGCAUCUCUGAAGCUCUGCCAGAAUCCUACUCUCGGAGACUCUGCCGCUGAAGCCUUCGCCAAAGCACUGGCAGGGAAGGACUGCUCGGUUUCCCAGCUGGACGUUUCUUUCUGCAGCCUUCGCGCUGGCUGCUCGCAGCUUCUACGCAGCUGCACCUCCCUCCGUCAACUGCGACUCUUUGGCAAUGCCGCCGGGCCUGAAGUUACCGAGGCCCUUGGGUUUGCGAUGGAGCAUGGAGCCAUUGAAGACUUGGAUCUCUCUCGCUGCCGCCUAGGUGCGAGCGCUGGUCCGGGCCUGGCUGACGCACUUCGCCGCGGUGCGGCGGCUGAGACAUCUUUGCAGGAACUUCACCUGGAUC